CAAGCUAUGCGUUUUAUUCGUGAAGGCUGAAGCUCACAACUCACAACUCACAACUCAGAGGGGAAAGAAAAGAAAAGAAACCUCUCAACCCAGGAAGGAAAAUUUCCCAUUCGAGAGGGACUGAACAAAACCGUAAACGCAGAAACCAAAAAAGACACCGUCGUACAUGUAAGUUUCGUUUCGACCUCUUCCUCCACACACACUCAUUUUGCAUCACAAAUUCUUCACCAAUCCAACCACCAACGCAAACUCUUCGCCUCUACACGUUGCGUUGAUGAUGUCUCGCUGGGUAUUGAGAGUUCUAGCUUGUCGGCAUUGUUAGGCUUUGAAGUGUUUGUGAUUAGAAGAAGAUCAAGGGUUAUUUCCUCAAAUUAUCAUUGUUAAGCUUCCUGUUUGUGAGUGCCGUUAUUUAUUAGGGGUUUUAUAUCAUGCUUAAUUUCUCACCGGAAGAAAGGGUAACCGUGUAUUCUUUCCUCUAAAGGAACGAGGGGAGGGUGCUGGAGAUUUAAGUGCGUGCAUCGACUAUAUUUAGGUCUCUCGUCAUUACAACUUCCAUCUUAUGGAUAUUGCCUCUUACACAUACUUCUGAAUGUCUCCGAGGCUCUCAAGAAUAAACUGUAGUCAUAUAUUGUUUGUUUUAGAUGCCUUUAAGUUCAAAUUCACCAUCAGUGAAAGUUGGCCUAGCCAUGAAUCAGAAUGCACUUUCUUCUUCUGAAAACCAUGAAAGGAGUUUGAAACCUGAGGAGGACAAAGAAGAAGGGGAGGAAGGGGAGGAGGAGGAAGAUGAAGAUUUUAACCCUUUUCUAAAGGAUACUCCUUCACAAGAAGCAUCUUCAAGUUUGAGCUCUGAAGUUGAUGGUUUGGAUGGUAAUGUUGUCACUAGUGGGCCAUCCGUGGAUUCAGACUUAUCAAAAAUAGCUACUAAGGAACCAAUCUGUACUGUUGUUGAUACUGAACAUGGUGAGGAAGAGAUUAUUUUACAAUAUUCAGGUAUGAUCUCUCAGUCAGAGAUUAAUCAAGAGAAGCACAAUGACCUAACUAGAGCAACUAACGGUAAUGGUUCUAGGACAGGAGAACUAAGUAACAAAACAAAAUCCCGGAGUCCAGUAAUAGACAUAGAUAAUGAGGAUGCUAUCUGUAUGCGUACUAGAGCUCGUUAUUCACUUGCAAGUUUUACACUUGAUGAGCUUGAGACUUUUCUUCAAGAGACCGAUGAUGAUGAUGAUCUUCAAAAUGCUGAUGAUGAAGAAGAGUAUAAAAGGUUUUUAGCAGCUGUUUUACAGAGUGGGGAUGGUGAUGGUCUUUCAAAUCAAGAAAAUGAAAAUCUUGAUGACGAUGAGGAUAACGAUGUAGACUUUGAGAUAGAACUUGAAGAGUUAUUGGAAAGUGAUGCUGAUGACAAUGCAUCUGUAAGAACUCGAAAAGAGUAUGAUGGAGCUGGACGACGGCCUGAGACUAGGCAAAAUAAGCGCCAAAAGGUCUCCACCCUAUGUGAGAAGAAAACAAUAGGAGAAGUCAAGAAGCCACUGCGCCCCAUUUUGCCAAAUUGGCUUAACGGACCCCUACCUUCUGGGAAAGGUUUGAUUCCUGAGGCUACUCUAAGCUUUCAAUCUUCUGCUUCAGGAAAUGGUCUUGUCAAUGGGUUUACUGCCCAGCAGAUUGGCCAAUUGCACUGUUUGAUACAUGAGCAUGUACAACUUCUUAUUCAGGUAUUUUCUCUAUCGGUUCUUGAACCCUCCCAAAAACAGGUUGCUUCUCAAGUUCAAGGCUUGCUUUCUGAGAUGCUCCACAAACGUGAUGAAAUAUUAUCCUUGAAACGGGUGCCAUAUCCCAGUGUUUGCUUUAGUCCAUCUUUUUCUCACUCAUCUGUGUCCAAUGGGGGCUCAAAACUUGUCCAGGCCCAGUGCAACAAAGAAUAUGCUCCACCACAAGAUGUACAAAAUAUGUGUUUUUCUCAAUUCAAUCGGAGCUCCCUUGAAAGUUUGAAUAGGCAAAGAAGUUGUUUGCAAGCUACUGAGAGUUCUUUCUGGGUUCCUUUUGUUAGAAGCCCUGUACAGUCUAUUUUGGAUGUUUCUCCUCUUAAUUUAGUAAGAAGAUAUGUAGACGACGUUUCUUCUGCUGCCCAAGAGUUUCGAAAGAGAUACAUUGCAUCUGGUUGUGAUUCACCUGUUGAAAAGGAACCUCUCUUUCCUUUUUCUUCAUCAAUGGCUGAAGCCAAUGGAGAAAGUUCAAGUGGAACCAUCUCUAGAGCAGUUAAUGCAGCCUCAACAUCACCUGGUAAACAAAAACCUAAGAAAACAUUGGCUGCCAUGCUUGUUGAAAGUACGAAGAAGCAGUCAAUUGCUCUGGUGCCGAAGGAAGUUGCAAAGUUAGCUCAAAGAUUUUUAGUCUUGUUCAAUCCAGCAUUAUUCCCACACAAGCCACCCCCAGCAGCAGUUGUAAACAGGAUACUUUUCACCGAUUCAGAGGAUGAAUUACUAGCCUUAGGAAUAAUGGAAUAUAAUACGGAUUGGAAAGCGAUUCAACAACGUUUUCUUCCCUGCAAGUCUAAGCACCAGAUUUUUGUCAGGCAGAAAAACCGUUGCUCUUCAAAAGCAUCAGAGAAUCCAAUUAAGGCAGUUCGAAGAAUGAAAACCUCCCCAUUGACUGCAGAGGAGAUAGCGUGCGUUCAAGAGGGACUUAAGAUUUAUAAAUUUGAUUGGAUGUCUGUAUGGCAAUAUAUUGUUCCACAUAGAGAUCCAUCCUUACUUCCACGCCAGUGGCGCAUUGCUCUGGGCACUCAAAAGUCAUACAAGAUAGAUGCAUCAAAAAGGGAGAAGCGGAGAUUGUAUGAGUCAAAAAGAAGAAAGUUGAAGGCUGCUGCAUUAGAAAGCUGGCAAGCUAUAUCUGAUAAAGAGGAAUGUGAUGCUGACAUUGCUGGUUCAGAGUGCAUGGAUUAUUCAGAGGUACCAUAUGUCCACCAGGCAUUUUUGGCAGAUUGGAGGCCAGACACAUCUACUCUUAAUUAUUCAGAACGUAUUUCCACUACAUCUGGAGAAGGAAACAUGGCUCACAAUGCUUUUCCUCAAGAUAUUCAAUUUUAUAGGGGUACUCAUGAUUAUGGUUCAAGUGGAAGAGUUCAACAUCAGAGUGGUAAUCAGUCUGCAUUUCCAUCUGUAUCUAAGCUUCCUCAGUUUACUACAUCUGAUUUGAGAAAUGGAAUGAAUGGUGCUCCUAGUGGUAUUAAUCCUAAAAAACCAGUUUUUGAUGUGACUUCUGGCUCCAAAUAUUAUUGUCGGCCCUAUCGGUCUCGGAAGGCACAUAAUGCCCACUUGGUGAAAUUAGCACCAGAUUUGCCUCCUGUAAAUCUUCCCCCUUCUGUUCGUGUAGUUUCUCAAACUGCUUUUAAAGGGUUCCAGUGUGGAACAUCCAAGGUUUAUCCUCCUGGAGGUAGUGUAGCUGCUUGUAGAAAAGAUAAUUCUGCACCUCAUGGUGAGAAAUAUGAAAAUGUUCAUCUUGUUAAAGGUGCAAGCCCUGCAUUGAAAGACAGUGUCACUGGUUCUCACUUAGAAAGAUCUGAAACUGUUGAAGGCAUAUCUAUUGUGGCAGAAAAAGGCACUUGUACUGAUCUCCAGAUGCAUCCUCUAUUGUUCCAGGUCACUGAAGAUGGCAAUGUGCCUUAUUAUCCAUUGAAAUUUAGUUCCGGUUCUUCUAGUUCCUUCAGCUUCUUCUCAGGAAACCAACCCCAAUUAAAUCUGAGUCUCUUCCAUAGCUCCCAGCAACAAAGCCCCAUUGAUUGUGCUAACCAGUCCAUAAAGUCAAAGGAUUCCACUUCAAGAUCUGGAGGCAUUGAUUUUCAUCCACUUCUGCAAAAAUCUGAUGAUAUGCCACAAUCACCAACCAAUUUUGAUGCUAUUCCUCCUGAGUCACAGGUUAAUAGUGGUGUGCCGGCUAUGGCAAAUACAUCUUCUGGCCUUAAUGACAAAUGUAAUGAACUUGACUUGGAGAUUCACCUAAGUUCUGUAUCUGGAAGGGAAAAAUGUGUGAAAAGUAGACAGCCAAAGGCACAUGAUCUAGUAGGGUCCAAGAAAACUGUAGCAAUUAGUGGAACAGCAAUGAAACCUCAAGAGGAUAGUGUUCCUUAUUGUCAGAAGGGUGUUGAAAAUCUUCCAGCUAGCACUUGCGAGCUUGCUUCAAGUGCCCCUUUGGUUGUUCCUAAUGAUAACAUUGCCAGAUAUGAUGUAGAUGAUAUUGGUGAUCAGUCUCAUCCUGGGAUAGUGAUGGAGCAGGAAGAGUUAAGUGAUUCUGAGGAAGAUAUUGAAGAACAUGUAGAGUUUGAGUGUGAGGAGAUGACUGAUUCUGAAGGAGAGGAUGGUUCUGGCUGUGAACAAGCACUUGAGGUUCAAAAUAAGGAGGUCCCAAUUUCUUCCGAAGAAAAUGUUGUAAAGUGUAUGGCUGAUAUGAAAAAACCACGUGAACCUAGGGCCAAUUCUGAUACUCAAGUUGAUGGUGGCCUCCUUACAAAUAAUACUAUACAAAAUAUUACUUUGACUAGUGAGGGACAGGACGACAGAAGUUGUUCUUCUUGGCUAAGUUUAGACUCAUGUUCGGCAGAUAAUCCUGUACUUUGUAAGGCCACACUUCAACGGAGUACGAUUGGUGAAGCUUCUGCUUCCCGAAACUUUUCAGUUGGUAAAGCUGUCAAAGAUGAGAGACAUACCAUAGACAUGGUACAACUGCCAAACAUAGGUCGUCAUGUGUCUACCACUCCACGAAAAUCCAGGAAGCGUUCUGGCAAAGUGAAUGCAAAUUUAAAUAUAGGAUUGACUGUUGAGAGUUCAAGCCGUGAAGUUAAUCAUGAAAAUGGUUGAUUGAUGGAGUUCAAACAGAAUUGACUAUUGAAAGAUCAAGGCAUGAUGAUGGUAACAUGAAGAUGGUUGAUUGAAGUGCUCUGGCAAAUGAAGUGCAAAUAAUAGACUUCUGCAGGUUCAAACUUCAAACCAUGACGGUAAUGUUGAAGAUUGUUUUGAUUGAUGCCAUCUGAACUAACUGAGCUUGUUUUUGUUAUUCGUGGGGGGUGUUGGUAGCUUCGGCAUCUACUAUUAUUUCUAUUGCUGGAUGGCAGUUAACCAAAGCUUGGGUGGUACCGUGGUACAACCCUCCCCCCCAGGUCUUUUAAUGGGGGAUCUUUCAUGUUUUCUAGUUGCUCCACCAAGAAUUAAGAUAUUAAAUAGGUAUUACGCGCAAUGGUUGAAGUGAUGAUGUCUCUGUAAAUAUGUCGAGUGGUCAUGGGAAAAAUUGGCCUUGACAUCGGAAAUCAUGUACAUUACUCGCAAGUUCAUGAUCGUUGGAGAUCAUGUAAAAAAAUUUUCUAUUGCGGGUGUCCAUUGUCUCUAGUUCAUGGUGGAAUUGAUGAAUUGUAUAGAGCUUACUAUAUAUUCUUCACUAAUUCUUAUGUGCCAACAAGUAAUGUUUAAGAAAGUGCCAAGAACACGUGGGCAAGCCAUCCCAGACUUGCUUUUGCCUGCACGCCUUUCUGGCAUUACUGUUGUUGAAAGUAAAUAUUACUCGUUAUUUUAAAUUU
Messenger RNA from Cajanus cajan (pigeon pea), 5563 nucleotides. RefSeq names its product Homeodomain-like superfamily protein (gene DUO3). Gene Ontology annotation, molecular function: transcription coregulator activity. Gene Ontology annotation, biological process: regulation of DNA-templated transcription. Gene Ontology annotation, cellular component: nucleus. Lineage: Eukaryota; Viridiplantae; Streptophyta; Magnoliopsida; Fabales; Fabaceae. The record is from RefSeq and is a predicted model, not a curated record.